Molecule: messenger RNA, 1786 nt
Organism: Nannospalax galili (Upper Galilee mountains blind mole rat)
Lineage: Eukaryota; Metazoa; Chordata; Mammalia; Rodentia; Spalacidae
Gene: Timp4
Product: TIMP metallopeptidase inhibitor 4
Exons: 5
Coding region: 523-1281 (252 amino acids)
Biological process (GO): negative regulation of endopeptidase activity; negative regulation of membrane protein ectodomain proteolysis
Cellular component (GO): extracellular matrix
Molecular function (GO): metalloendopeptidase inhibitor activity; protease binding
Source: RefSeq, a predicted model, not a curated record
UUCUCUGUCCUAUUCCCUGACUGUUUGCUGUUGCUUUGGAGCCUCAUAAAUAGGGCAUUGAAAACACUUCCUGCAGCUGAAAGAAGCCCUGAGUAGCUUGUCUCAUUCCCAGUAUGCAGCUCAGCAAGGGGUCCGUCCUCCUCUGUCACUGUCUCUUUUGCCUGUUGUAAUUCUGUCUGCCUCUGAUUUGGCUUGUGUCUCUCUCUAUGUCUAUGACUCUCCUCACUUGCUCCGGCUUGAGUCCCAAUCCCUCAUCUUUCUGCCUUCAUGCCUUUGCACUCGUCUUUUUUGUUUUGUUUUUUGUCUUUCUGCCCUUAACAGCGGUCCCUCUCCCAGUAGUGCCUUCCCCCUACUUCCAGACUGCUUAAUCACUGGGCUCUGCAGGCUUCUCUCUGCCUCUUACUAAGUCUGUUGGUCAGGAGGGCCUUAGGUCCUGUGGCCGUGAGUGGCCGGGUGCCAAAGGAGGGUGGAGUCCUUGGGGCGGGAUUGGCUCUAAAGCCAGCUCAUAAAGACUGGGACUGCAUGAGGUUCUCUGAAGGAGUUUUGGAGGGGCUGUUUGCUACUACGGACAGACCCCCACAGGCUCAGUCGGGGCUCUGCAGUGUCAUGCCCUGGAGCCCCCUGGCUGCGCUGAGCUGGGCGCUGGUGCUCCGGCUGCUGGCGUUGCUGUGGCCCCCAGGGCUGGGCGAAGCGUGCAGCUGUGCCCCAGCGCAUCCCCAGCAGCACAUCUGUCACUCAGCUCUAGUAAUCCGAGCCAAAAUCUCCAGUGAGAAGGUAGUUCCUGCCAGUGAAGACCCUGCUGACAUUCAAAAACUGAUCCAGUAUGAAAUCAAACAGAUAAAGAUGUUUAAAGGGUUUGAGAAGGUCAAGGAUAUUCAGUAUAUCUAUACACCUUUUGACUCUUCCCUCUGUGGUGUGAAACUAGAAACCAACAGCCAGAAGCAGUACCUUUUAACUGGCCAGGUUCUCAGUGAUGGGAAAGUCUUCAUCCAUCUGUGCAACUACAUUGAGCCCUGGGAGGACCUGUCUUUGGUACAGAGGGAAAGUCUGAAUCAUUACUACCAUCAGAACUGUGGCUGCCAAAUCACAACUUGUUAUGCAGUGCCCUGUACUAUCUCAGCCCCCAAUGAGUGCCUUUGGACAGACUGGCUGUUGGAACGGAAGCUCUAUGGGUACCAGGCUCAGUAUUACGUCUGCAUGAAGCAUGUUGAUGGCACCUGCAGCUGGUACCGAGGCCAUCUGCACCUCAGGAAGGAGUAUGCUGACAUCAUCCAGCCCUAGUAGGAACCAGUGACCACCACAUCUUUUGAAGAGUCCUAAAGACCAAGCCAGUUCCCUGUGGUACUCUGAUCAUUACCACCUGCCAUGCUGCUGCCAAUGGGAAGUGACAAGUGAAUUGCCUGGCCAGCAUCAUGGUGGCAUGGGGCAUGCGACAGCUUUUGUCCACAUCUCCAGCCCACAACUUAUUAAAGGCUGGGGAAGGUAGUAUGACUUUUCUGUUUUUCCCUCAGCCCUUCUCCUCUGCAUCUCAAAUCCUAUUAAUUUAGUUUAUGCCUUUUACUGAAAGUUUUUAUUCUGUGUUGGGGUGUUUUCUACAGUCAGGACUAUUUCCUCUCCGAGGAAAGUGUCUUUUCUUUUUCUUUAACUGAUAGGGUAAGGGAGAAAUGGUAACUGUUAUGAGAUGGUACAGUCUUAUGAUAUGUGAUACUAGUAGGUGAGCUGACUGUAUGAGUGGGCUGAUGGGUUGGAAUGAAAUGAACAAUACACUAAAGCUACAUAUCCUCUA